Molecule: messenger RNA, 4055 nt
Organism: Mus caroli (Ryukyu mouse)
Lineage: Eukaryota; Metazoa; Chordata; Mammalia; Rodentia; Muridae
Gene: Rimkla
Product: ribosomal modification protein rimK like family member A
Biological process (GO): protein modification process
Cellular component (GO): cytoplasm
Molecular function (GO): N-acetyl-L-aspartate-L-glutamate ligase activity; metal ion binding; ATP binding
Source: RefSeq, a predicted model, not a curated record
GGCGCGAGGAGAUCCGGAGCAUUCGCCGGCCGGGUCUGCAGAGGCGCCUGGCGCACGGCGCAAGCGGAGCCGCGGUGCUCGCCUGGGACGCGCCAGGGGGUCGCGCGGGCGGGCGGCCGCAGCUUCGGUCGCCAUGUGCGCGCAGGUCUGGCUGCUGACCGACCGGCUCAUCCGCGAAGACUACCCGCAGGUGCAGAUCCUGCGCGCGCUCCGCCAGCGCUGCUCGGAGCAGGACGUGGGUUUCCGGGCGGUGUUCCUGGACCAGAUCGCCGUCACCGUCGUCGGCGGCCACCUAGGCCUGCAGCUGAGCCAGAAACCCCUGACCACCUUCCCCGACGUGGUGGUUGUUCGAGUAUCCACACCCUCUGUCCAAUCGGAUAGUGAGAUCACCAUCCUGAGGCACCUGGAGAAGCUGGGCUGCCGCUUGGUCAACCGUCCUCAAAGCAUCUUAAACUGCAUCAACAAGUUUUGGACAUUCCAAGAGCUGGCUGGACAUGGGGUCCCCAUGCCAGACACCUUCUCCUAUGGUGGGCACGAAGACUUCUCUAAAAUGAUCGAUGAAGCUGAGCCCCUGGGCUACCCAGUGGUGGUGAAGAGCACACGGGGGCACCGGGGGAAAGCUGUUUUUCUGGCCAGAGACAAGCAUCACCUCUCUGACAUCUGCCACCUAGUCCGCCAUGAUGUGCCCUACCUGUUUCAGAAGUAUGUGAAGGAGUCACACGGGAAGGACAUCCGGGUGGUGGUGGUGGGCGGCCAGGUGAUUGGCUCCAUGCUGCGCUGCUCCACAGAUGGCCGCAUGCAAAGCAACUGCUUUCUAGGUGGUGUGGGUGUCAAGUGUCCACUGACUGAGCAAGGCAAGCAGCUGGCUAUCCAGGUGUCCAACAUCCUGGGCAUGGAUUUCUGUGGCAUCGACCUUCUUAUCAUGGAUGACGGCUCCUUCACGGUGUGUGAGGCCAACGCCAAUGUCGGCUUCCUGGCCUUCGACCAGGCAUGCAACUUAGAUGUGGGGGCAAUCAUUGCAGACUAUGCUAUGUCCCUGCUGCCAAACAGGCAGACUGGGAAGAUGGCCAUCCUCCCGGGACUGGCAAGUCCCAGGGAGAAGAACGAGGCAAAUGGUUGCGUUUCAGCUCAGGGAGUUGCAGAGAGUGUCUAUGCCAUCACCAAUGGGUCUACCUCUAGUGAGAGUGAGCCUGAACUGGGAGAGGCCCGGGAUUCCUCAGUAAAAACAAUGGGGGCCCCGCCUGCGCAUGUUGCCCGAGCCUGGUUACAGCAUUAACGGGAUUGUGUCACGAUUCCAGUGAAUUCCUGCUUUCUUGGCAGCAUUUAAACCAAAUGCUACUGCUUCCCUGAGUAGUGUUCAGUGAAUUAGAUCUGGACUAACGUGAUUUCAUUUGCACAGAAACUAGAAAACCCCAUCCGGGCACUCAGCAUCCUUUCUAAUAACAGUUUGAACAAACCGCCUAGCUUUGUGGGUUUUGUAAGACUCAUAAAAAGCACUCAUGGAGAAUAACUUCCCGAAUGAUCGAUUUGAGACCAACAUCUAUUGCGAGCAUGUGGAUGGAAGGGUGGGGCUUUAAGGCACUGAGUCCAUGUUGCUGUGCCUGGUCCUUAGCAGCAGCGAACAUGAACUUGGCUCCUGGAAACACCGUUCUCUCAUGCAGGAGAUGGAGGCAGAGGCAUGUGCAGGCAGGCGAGAUGCUCCUCUCUGCUUCCCCCGGUCACCGUCUUACCACAUUCCUCCGACAUUCAGCUUCUCACUGAAGCACUCUGUAGAAGGUGAGGUGGAACAUCCUUUGACCUCGCCAGUUGGCAUGUGUCCUGCUUCGUAACAGGGGGUUUCUACAGAUGGCUUUGUCUCUCGGAAUUCACACCCUUGCUUUACCUAAUGUCAGCUCUAGCAGCUUCACGCACCUUUGCUGCCUUUGGCCUCAGCUGGAAAUGCAUCUGAUGAGCUAUGGCCACACUCUUUGUUUCUUGUGCACUAGAACGCAACACCAUAGACUUUCCUUCUCAAUGGACUCUGCCCACUUGUCAUCUGGAAGCCAGUGGGAUUUUACCACAGAAAGAUACUGGGCGAUGACUGUUCUUCCCUCUGCUUCUUCUGGACAUGCUCCUGUUAUCCAGACUCCAGGAACCUGGCCUUACCCAUUUUUCCAAAUCGGAGAGACUCGGGUAUUUGUGGAGGGGUGAGUGGGCUAUUGUAGACAUGAUAGCACGUGCUUUCCUUUAUACCUCUUUAAGCAGUAGAUGAGAUCUUUCCCCUGGAAGAAAUGGUAGAGGCGGAGUUUUGUUUCUGCAUAUAGAAGGUCUAACUCAAAACAAGCAAUGGCCAAAUCCACCCCGAGUUACCUCAUUAUAUUCACUAGGAAGACCUUCCUCUUCAGCUAUUUUAUGGCAGGUGCCAAGAACACUGAGGCUUCCUCUUUGGGAUUACUUCAAUAGCCAUCAAUUCCGAGAGGCCUCAUAACUUUAUCAGCGGGCCUUGUUUAGUUUCUUACCACCACCCCCUACACACACACACACACACAAAACUACUGCUACCUACCAAGGCAGUACCAAGUUCCACCACCCAUUGUAUUUACCAGACGCAAUGCUCUUUGGCUAUUAAUAAUUAUAGACCUAUCAUAAAGGACAAAGAUUUGCCCAUCCUGAAGAAGCAUCUAAGUUCAAAAUUUCCAAGGAAGAUUCUAGAAAUGUGAGUUGGGUUAGCUACACUGGAGUAAACAUACGCUUUCCUUAAGGUAUCUACUUUGAAGGCACCACUACCCAAUAGGCACAUAAUUCCUGCACUCUACUGUUAAGUAUAAAAUGUAUAUAAAGCAAAAUGAUAAUUUUUUUCACAACACACAUUUAGAUAGAAAUUGGCCUUUAAAAUUAGUUAAAACAAGAUUUCACCAACUGACAGUCAUACACCUGAAAAUGUUGGUCCCAUGUGACAGCAGUCAUACCUCACUGCUAUAGUUCCUAUGCAGUCUCACCCCUGGGUGCAUGCCACUAAACUGUAAUCUGAGUGUGUGUCUAUACCAUUGAAAAAUGACAGUUCACCCUUAUAGACUAAGACUGGUAUCUUCUCCUUAGCACUCAGGGGUGACUUUAAAAGAAGGCUAGUUAUAUUCUGUUCCUGCUGGAAGAGGUCAGAUGGGAGCCAGGCAUUGGCCCCUGAGAAGCUGAUAGAUAUCAGAACACUGAGAGAUGCCCAGUGUUUAGCCCAAGCCUCUUCUCAUUGAUCGAAGUCCAUCUAGGCCCUACCUGAGCAGAGCAGCUCGGAGUGUUUCCAGAUUCCUUUGCCAAAGGAGGCCCAUUUCCCAGCUGGCAGAGAUGUCUGCCAACGGUGUUAUUGCCCAGAGCUACCUGCCUAGAGGCAGAGAAAGCUGACUCUCACCUGGAUCCUAGCCCCACUCUGGGAUUUCCAUACCACAGCUGGCCAUGGUCGCUUCCUUGAGUCUCAGCUCUGUGGCCCCGCCAUACUUGCCACGGCUGCCUACACUUGUUGGAAAGAACAAAGGGAUGCAGAGCAGGAGUCUGGCCCUGGCUCUCCCAACACAGCUGGGCACCUGAGCUCUGUGUCUCCAUCUUCCCAUUCUGUAGACAGGGAAAAUGGCCUAUUUCAUUUACCUCAUGGUGCACUCUGAGGCUGAAGUGAGUUACAAAGCACAGCUGUCUGUCUGGGAAGAGGUAACAGACGCCUCCCAGUGUGGUGUGUUUCUCAUUGCUCCUGAGAGAGUUAAGAAAGGAAGAGGCUAUGUAUUCUUGGCCUUAGCAAGCUCAACGGUAGUAGGGGCCCCAAGAUACAGAGCGCACUUAGAGGCCUUCCUUCUAGACAGAGGUACUUCACAACAUGAAAGGAGUAAGACAUCCAAAGAACCUUCUAGAGGUUCCCUGCAUAACCUGAAAUCCUUGACUCAUGUAUGCCAACACCAAGUCUUCCUCUGUAAUAUAGAUUCACAGUGUGUGUGUGUGGUCUUUCCGCUGUCUGGUAGCAACAUCUUGAAACUGGUCAAAACUUGAAUGUCAAUAGCUGAGUCACUCAGAAUAUACAUGAUUCUGCACUUGGG